This is a messenger RNA of Beta vulgaris subsp. vulgaris (sugar beet), 5293 nucleotides long. RefSeq names its product probable serine/threonine-protein kinase SIS8. The record is from RefSeq and is a predicted model, not a curated record. The transcript has 8 exons. Gene Ontology annotation, molecular function: ATP binding; protein kinase activity. Gene Ontology annotation, biological process: protein phosphorylation. Lineage: Eukaryota; Viridiplantae; Streptophyta; Magnoliopsida; Caryophyllales; Amaranthaceae. Bases 607 to 3222 code for a protein of 871 amino acids.
GCUUAUGUCACCUUCCCCCCUUUCUCAAAGACUUAUUUUUUUUAAAGUGUUGUUCUUCUUGCUCUCUGAAAUCUCCCCCAAAAAAAAGGACAAAUUGAAUCAAUUGCCGUGUUUAUUUAACCUUGGCAGUCGAUUUCAAAGCAAGCUUCACAAUUUGGUGGGUCUUUUUUAUCUGCUUAUAGUUCAGGAAAAAGGUAAAAUAAAGGAAACUCAAUAAUAAUAAGUUAUUGUGGUUAUUCUUGUUCCUGUAUUGUUGAAGUCAAAAUCUGGUUUGGAGCUUGAUUUUGUUUAUGUUUGCUGGUUGUGUGAAAAAAAUAAAAAGGAUUUCAGUUAUUGGAAUUUUUGGCAUCCGGGUUUUGCUAUAUUUGAUCCAAGCAUUAACGGGUAUGGAAGUUUUGGAUUUAUGGAGUUAUAAGUAGUUUUAAUUUUGGGUAAAGUUUGUUUGUAGCAUUAUGUUUGUUGUGUUUGGUUUGUAGAAGCAAAAACUGUGAGUUAGUGAGUAAUAAGAAAGGGGUGAGAGUUGAUGCUUGGUCCAAGACAAUGGAGGUGUAUAUGGCCAGAUUUCUAUAUCUUUAGCAAUAAUUUCUGCAACUUUAGGGAAAUAGUAUGAAGAACCUCUUGAAGAAGCUUAAUAUUGUGUCAAACCAAGGUGAAGACAUACAAGGGUCGUCAAAUCCAUCGAAAGCGAGUAAAUCUCCUCAUUCACAGGCACAGGCACAGGCACAUCGUUUGGAGCAAAACAAACCCUUAACUGCUUUGGCCGGAUGGUUUCAGACAGUAACUAACAGAAAAAGUCCUAGUAGUAGUAGUAGCAGUAUCCCAUCUUCUUCAAAUGCUAGGACACAAGAUAUAAUAGAACAACACAUGGAUUCUGCUCACAGUUCUGGCUUCACUCUUGGUUCGGACGUUGAAAGGCGUGACUCGGAGUCUACUAAUUCAAAGGAUCCUGAUAUUGAGGAAGAGUAUCAAAUACAGUUAGCUAUGGAAAUGAGUGCACGGGAAGAUCCAGAGGCUGUUCAAAUUGAAGCUGUGAAGCAAAUAAGUUUAGGAUCACUUACACAUGAGAAUUCUCCUGCUGAAGUCGUUGCGUUCAGAUACUGGAAUUACAAUGCUCUUAGCUAUGAUGACAAGAUAUUCGAUGGUUUCUAUGACUUAUAUGGUGUGGUUGCCGGCUGUGAACCAUCAAGGAUGCCUUCCCUUGUUGAUCUCCAAGAAACACCAGUAUCUGAAAAUAUUAGUUGGGAGGCAAUUUUGGUCAACAGGGCUGCUGAUUCCAAUCUGCUUCAACUUGAACAGAGGGCUCUCAAUUUUGCAGCCAAGGCAAGGUCAGAACCUGUUCUUCUAGGUGAUGCUGCACUGGUGCGACAACUAGCUACUCUGGUUUCGGACUACAUGGGUGGACCAGUUGGGGUACCAGACAACAUGUUUAGAGCAUGGAAAAGUCUUAGUUAUAGUUUGAAGUCAACUAUUAGGAGCAUGGUGUUGCCUCUUGGUUCUUUAACAAUUGGACUGGCUCGUCAUCGUGCUUUACUAUUCAAGGUUCUCGCCGACAGUGUGGACAUUCCAUGCCGUUUAGUGAAAGGACAGUUAUAUACGGGCUUUGAUGAUGUUGCAGCGAACUUUGUAAAGAUUGAUGAUGGAAGGGAAUUCAUUGUUGAUCUAAUGGCAGAUCCAGGGACAUUGAUUCCGUCUGACAUGGCUGUGGCCCAAGUUGAAUAUGCCGAUUCUCUUUCCUCGGCCAGUCCUCAGUCUCGGGAUAUUGAGUCCAACAUGGGCACCUGCAGCAGUGAGGCAGUGAGUUCAUAUGACGAGCCAUCUGAUUCUGGGACACUAGAUAACAAAAUCUGCCUUAAGAAGCAGCCUGCUGGAGUAGAUGGUCCCGGUGACAGAUUUGCUUCUACAGCUUCUGAUAACUUUCUCACUGGAUUGAGUGGUGACGAAUUGCAUGCCACAACAGAGCUCAGCAGAAAUCCCAGUGAAGUGAAUAAGUUACCAACAGAGGUGGUUCAAUCUAGAAUUAACUAUCCUUUUUUGCAUGCAAGAUCCCCUUCUUGGACAGAAGGAGUUAGUUCACCAGCUGUGCGGAAAAUGAAGGUCAAGGAUGUUUCACAAUACAUGAUUGAUGCUGCCAAAGAAAAUCCUCAAUUAGCUCAGAAACUCCAUGACGUGUUACUCGAAAGUGGUGUUGUCGCUCCUCCGAACCUGUUCACUGAAAUCUAUCCAGACCAUGCAGAUGUAUCAGUCACUUUCACGAAGCCUCUAGGUGAAGGAAGGCAAGAAAAUAAAAUGAAGCAUGAAUCCAGAAAGCCUAAAGACCUGGAUUAUUCUGUUCAACCAAAAUUCUUACUCCCAUUGCCUCAACAGGAAGGGCAACCAAGGGUAAAUGAAAACCUGCCAUUGGAGAAUUUUAACCCUGCACAAGUUUGUGGGAUUGGCAAUAUAAUAGAUGUAGGCGAAGGUAGCUCAAACACUUUAGUAAUGCAUCCUGAUGUGGCUUCAGUAAAGUUUGGGAAGAAUGUUCCUGUGUCAGCAGUCACAGCCGCAGCUGCUGCUGUUAUUGCCUCAUCUAUGGUGGUUGCAGCGGCCAAAUCAAACCCUGAUCCGAAGUUUGAACUCCCUGCUGCAGCUGCUGCAACUGCCACUGCUGCUGCUGUGGUAGCAACCACUGCUGCUAUUGGUAAGCAGUACGAACAGAUAGAGGCUGCUCCUCAUACUUCACGUGGAGACGGUGUCUUCUUCAAUAAAAUGGUUGGUUCAAGGAGCAUGGAAGGAGAUGAUGCUAGUAAGGAGCCAUGUGGUAGUUGCAAGGAGCAAGACACUUCUGGUGCAAAUUCAGAGGAAAGAACAUCUGAUAGGUCCGCUGGGGGUGAUAGUGCAAGCAGUGCAAGAUCUGAUAUGCCACUAGAUGAUGUAUCAGAUUGUGAGAUUGCAUGGGAGGAAAUCACUGUGGGCGAGCGUAUCGGACUUGGAUCAUAUGGGGAAGUUUACCGUGGAGAUUGGCGUGGAACUGAAGUAGCUAUUAAGAGAUUCCUAGACCAAGAUAUUUACGGGGAGUCACUUGAAGAAUUUAAAAGUGAGGUUCAUAUUAUGAAAAGACUAAGACAUCCAAAUGUUGUUCUAUUCAUGGGAGCCAUUACUCGUCCACCCAAUCUGUCAAUUAUUACGGAGUUUCUUCAUAGGGAUUCCCUAACAGGUAUAUGCAACUCCAAGCUAUGGAAUUAGAUCCAAUUGAAUUUCAGGAUGAAAGAUCUUACUUUUUGUAGUCCAAUUGUCUACUUGGCCUACCGCGGAAUCAUCCUCGACAUCUUUGUGAUGGAUGAAUUUUCUGAUCUGUUCUUAUCAUCAAAAUCCUCAUGUGUUGCCAUUAACUUGUUAGAAGACAGAGGGAGGAGAACAAAAUAGGAGAAGACAGAGAGAGAAGAUGUGAGAGGCUGUUUGAUUAAAAUUACAGAUGAAAAGGUGUUAAAAGUUUUCUUCAAAAAAGGGUAUCAGGCUUUUUUUCCUGAUUAAUGGACAUGUUGCUUUGACUCUUGAUCUUCUAGAUAUUAAGUUUCUUCCUCUUUAACUAUUGGGGCAUUUAAAUAUAACAAUGACUAACCAAUAUAUAGUCAUAAAGCAUUUAGACUCCAUGAUAUAGGCAGCUCAUGGUGGUAUAAAGGUUGAUAUAUGUUAGGACUCUAUAUGUAUUAGGAAUAGGAUUAUAUUAAAAAAAUAAACACAAAUUUGUAUUAUUUAUUUUGGAAGAACCGAUUAAAGUUUGUAUUAUUCAAGCUAAAUUCCUUCAUUUGUUUAGUGUAUUUAUUUGAGAUGAUAUGCCUUGUAGUGUCACCCACUCACCCCCUGGUUAUCUUUCUAUAUAAUCCUUUAGUACUUGUAUGAAUUAUAAAAUGAAAGCCUUAUAGUUUAGGACACAGGAUCAUUUUCUCGUCUUGCAACUCGGUUUUAGGUUGUUCUGUGUUUAUAUAGAAAUUCUCAUUAUUUCGGGCUUCCGGCAUAAGAGUGACUUCUAUACUGACAGAGAAUCAUCGUUUGGAAAUGAUUUCGCUUCAUUGCGACUUAUAAUUGUUUUGUCAUUCCAGAGUCAUCGUUUCUUAUCAAGCUUUACCUUUCAUGUCCCCCUUCACCUGCAUAAUCCCUGAAUGAUCUCUAACUUCAUACAAAAAACAAAUCAUUGACACUUUUAGUUAGUCUUAGACAUGAUCUCAUAAAAAGCCAUUAGAUGAAAUGCUCCCGAAUGAAAGAUCUCAAUCUUGUCAAAACUUAACCAGCAGUUGGUUGUUUCAGUGCUUGCACCACUCCACUUGUGUUGUCAGAACUAUAUCUAGACGUGUGCAUGGGCUCCCCCUCCCUUUUUUCUAAAGUUUUUCUGGGGUGAAAUUUCCAACUCUUUGUGAUAGACAUUAAUAAUUGUAAUUGCUAGUAGUUUCAAAAUUUCUCAUCUCUGAUGAAUGAGUUCAAGUUGAAACUUUAAGAGCUAGCUGAUUGGAAGGCGUUUGGUCACAAUUUUGCUUAUAAUCUUUUCAUAUAAGUUUUAUUGGCCCCUGAAGAAACAGGAAGGGGCUUCGAGAGCAGAUGCGAGAGUGGUUGGCGAUGGAUCCAUAGAGUCUUCCUUUUAAAUUUCGUUUCUGCAUUAAAUUCUAACUUUUGGGCGGGGGGUAAUUUUUCUGAACAAUGGUAGUAUCUAUUUUAUUUUUGGGCCAUGCUGAUAAUUGGAAGAGGGUUUAAUUUUCUUAUAGUCGAUUCAUUUGAUUACGAUAUUACUUUUUUUACAAAAGAUAUGCAUACAACAUUUUUCAUGUAAUUUAACUGGUUAAUACAUAACUAUCCUGCCUUUUUAGAAAACAUAAUUGGCACCUUGAUGCAUUAUAAAUGAGAAAACUAUUAUUUUUAAUUACAAUGAUAAAUUAAUAUUUCAUCUCUGAAUAUUUCCUCAUAUAUCUUGAUAUUAGUUAAUGUAUGCAAUUGGUUUUUGAUGAAGCUUGGAGUUCCCACUUCGUAAUUGAUUUUGGCGCAAAAUCUUAGCUAAGAAACAUAAGAAAGUUUUGAAGGGAGAAUAAAAAGUAGAGAAAUUGUUAGGAAUCGGUAUGAAGAUGAGAAAAUUGUUUGAUGUGAUGCAGAGAGAAAAGUGGAAAACAAAUGUUUAUAACCUUUUAACUUUACUUGAAAUAAGAGUAUUUCUUUUUCGGGACAUCUCAAAUUCAAAACAUAGUAAUAAGGAACUCUAUUCUGGACAAAAGCAAUAAUUUUAUAAAUAAAAUGAUUCAAGAUCCAGAGAUGUGGUAGAAAACUUGGU